This is a messenger RNA of Penicillium angulare, 1140 nucleotides long. RefSeq lists its product as uncharacterized. The transcript has a single exon. The record is from RefSeq and is a predicted model, not a curated record. Lineage: Eukaryota; Fungi; Ascomycota; Eurotiomycetes; Eurotiales; Aspergillaceae. Bases 1 to 1140 code for a protein of 379 amino acids.
AUGCUGCAGCAUGCGAGUAUUGACACCUUUGUUCGGCACUACAGCGUGGGUAUUCAUGUGGACGCUCAGGCAAUUGUAAGGGGCCUGCCCGCCCAGAAGCAGCUCAUGCGGUUUGCCUGCUCAAUGAGUCGGUCCAUUGAUCCUCGGAGACCAUACCGGCUAGAGGACUCGAGGUGUCUCAAUGACAUUCCUCACGUGCGUUCCUUGGAAGAGAGGAAGCAGGCGCGCUCACGGAUCCGAGAUGUCAAGAAGCGUACCUACGAAAAUGCGCAGGCUGCAUUUCAGCGAGAAUUCGGUGAUGAUCCCCCGCAGAAGAGUCCUGCAACCCAGGGUUUCCGAAGAAUUCACAAGCGGUGGAGAACUCAAAAGAAAAACGUGGAGAAAUUGUGCCAGAAAUACGAUCGCGCAGAGGACCUGUUUCAGCACUCAGUGAGGCAGUUGAGAAAUGAGAAGAGAAGGCAAAAGCACCGCUUGAUCCGCGAGAACCUAGAGCGGUACAAAGAGGAGCAGCCAGUGAUAGAUAGCGAGCGGCAGCUUGCCGGAAAGGUUGUUGAUGAAGAAGUUAUGGGUGCGUUGCAGCGUACAGGCUAUAUGACACCGCAGCAUAUGACGCUUAUCGACAGUGUCUUGACUAUGCCAGGGAAGACAGUCGAGAAAGAAACCGAACGCCGAAUUGCUGCAAUCAAUGCGGUGAUUGCUGUCUGUGAUGCGGAAGAAGGUGCCCCCUCGCGUCCUCCACCGCAGAAACGCCCGGUCGAUGCAGUUGAUGUGCCCGCUGCUGCCCCCGUGCCUAAGAGGCAGAGAUCUACCCUUGCAGAAGAGAGAGACGAUACUUUUUGUCAAGCCAUCGCUACUGUCUGCGUCAAAAACGAAAAGCAAAGACCAACAAUCUGCUUUAUUUGCCUUGGUAAUGCUGGGCUGCCCGAAAAGGAGCGUCUGAGAAUGUACAAGAACCCUGGUUCUCUCAGUCGGCACUUUGUCAACCGGCAUAUCAAGCCGUUCCCGAAUGAUAUGCACUGCAGGUGUAAUGUUUGCGGAGAAGGACUAGAAUCAAAAAAAUCACUCCUGAACCAUGCAGAAGGAGUGCAUGGGACUGUGUCCUGUUUGCCUUUACCAGCUCUUGGGCUACCCCUGCCAUAG